UCAGGGACACCAAAAGACGAAUCUGUCCACCAGCUGCAGGACCAUCAUUGAGCCUCCUGAACAACAGCCUUCAUCCUCCACCAGACGUGCAGGAGCUUUGUCAGCUGAUUGGCUCCCUACAACAUGCUCCGCCCCCUGCUCAUCCUGACAGUUCUCAGCUUGCUGACAGCAGGUGAUUCCCAAAGUGUCGACCCCUGUUAUAGCUACACUGUUCUGAAUGAUGAGUGGCGUUCAGUAAAUAACACAAAUGCUUUAGACCAACACUGUGAUGCGUAUAUUAACUGGCAAGGCUGGUAUCGCCUGUUUCUGGGGAAUUCCAAUGCUCGUAUUCCUGAGAGGUGUAUAGAGCCAUACAGGUGUGGAACCCAGGCCCCUCUGUGGAUAACAGAACCUCAUCCCACUCAGCCAGGUGAAACUGUAACUGUCAACGUGUGUGAUAGCUGGUCUGGACGCUGCUGCUACUUUUCUCCACAAUCUAUCCAAGUCAAACUCUGCUAUGGAGGCUACUAUGUCUACAAAUUGCGUACGACUGUUGCGUGCAACGUUGUAUAUUGUACAGAAAAUUAUACACCUGUAGUGCCCAACGUGGUGGACUCUAUCUGCACUGUGACCGGCCCAACCAUCAUCGAUGUCCACGGCCAGAUAGACUCCAUCCAGGAUCGGUGUGCGUACUCUCUGUUCUCGACUCCGUCACUCCCAGAUUUCCAUGUUCUGGGGAACUUUGAGGACCGGCGUCGUACAGAUGUGAGCUUUUUGGACAGUGUGACGCUGAGUCUGGAUGGGCAUUACAUUCACCUGGAACAAGGUGGGAGAGUUCAGCUGGACGACUCCACGCUGACCCUCAGCAGCUCACCUCAGCUGGUUCACGGUGUGCAGCUCUCUAAGGACCAAACUGGAGUCACUGCCAAGCUGUCGCUCUCCAACCUCAUCAUCUCUGUCUUCUUUGAUGGCGACACCGCACAGAUCCGCUUAGAAGGACCUGCUGGUUCAUCUGUGGAGGGUCUGUGUGGAAACUCCAGCAGGUCUCUGAGUGACCUGAGGCUCCCUGAGUACAGCUCCACCAGCUGUGAGAUGCAGUACAGUGAGCCUGCUGACAGCACGAUCAACUGCACCAGUGUGACUGAACGCUGUAAUCUCCUGAAGGAGGCGCCCUUCUCCUCCUGUAACAGUGACAUUGACCCAGAGCCCUACAUAACCGCCUGCACCGACACUUUGUGUAAAUAUCCUGCAGUGGACGGACUCAACUGUCAGUUCCUGAAGGCCUACGCCAGAGCCUGCAGUCUACACAACCACACUCUGGAUGGCUGGACUUUAAAGACUGGCUGCUCCUCUGAGGCCUUCUGUCAGGACAGGAUCUGCAGCGAUCACGAGUUCUGUGGUGAGAAGACGGUCGGUGCUGACACUCGCUGCUUCUGUCGGGCCAUUUUUGCCUCAAAGUACCAAGCAAACAACUCUUUGGGUGAUCCAACGGUCUGCAUGCAGAACUCUGCUUCAGUCACUCUGGUCGGUUGUCUCCUGGAGGACAAAGACAUCGACUACUCUGCCUUACACCUCAACGACCCGACCUGCAGGGGUCAGGUGGACGAGCUCACCCACAUGGUGACCUUCAGCUUCAACAGCAGCAACAACUGUGGGACGGAGGUCACGACCGACAACAGCCAAGUGAUCUACAAAAACACCAUCAUGACCCAGAACAGCUCCUCUGACAUCAUCACUCGUCACGACCAAAUCUACAUCGACUUCUCCUGCGUCCAAACUCAGCCGGACAUCAAGACUGAGACCUUCAGGAUCAGAGACAGCUCUGUGAUCCAGCACCUCACAUCUGGAGUUUGGGAUUACACUCUGACCAUGCAGAGCUUCACCGACGCCGGCCGCACACAAGCUGUGGAGUCCAGCACUGAAGUGCAGCUGAACCAGAAGAUCUGGGUGGAGCUGAAGACUGACGGGCUGGAUGGAGACAUGGUCGUCGUGGUGACCGACUCCUGCUGGGCAACAGACCAGCCAUCACCCGACAGCACUCCGAGAUACGACCUGAUCAUAAACGGCUGUGCCAACCCUGCUGACCAGACUGUGCAGGUGGAGGAAAACGGACUGGGAACCUCCAACUACUUCUCCUUCAACAUGUUCCAGUUCACUGGGGGCUCUGGUGACGUCUACCUGCACUGCAAACUCCACCUGUGCCCCAAACAGAACAACUGUGUCCCGACUUGUCCUGGAGCUGCUCGCAGACGCAGAUCUGCCAGGUCCAGAUAUGAAGGUGAAGCCUUCAUCAGCAUGGCCUGGACUCAUUAGGUGGUUUCCAUGGUGACUCGGACUGACUGACAGGCUGACGACUUUAGUGAUGAUCCUUGACUUCUGAUUGGUCCUGAUCCAGAUCCUGAAUGUGUGACAGGUUGAGCUCAGUGUUGCUGUGAAGCCCCAAGAUGGAAUACCCAGAUGUUGUAGUGAAAGCUUUAUGGAGAAAGAACCAAACUGUAGUCUAUGAAAGAUGAUGACUCUACAUCUCAUAUUUACUCAGAUUUAUUGGAAUCCUGGUGAUGGGAAGAGUGUCUGUUUUUGAUAUAUAACCAGAUGUAUAUAUGUAGUACAUCAACAAUCCUUAAACAAUUGCAAGUAAAGCAAGGUGCACCUUACGACGUCCCAGGAGGCCUUGAGAUUUGUAGGCUGUCGAAUGUUGGGUUAGUCAACACAAACAACUUGUUUGACUUGUUACAUCCUAAACACAACCACAUCUGUGUUCACAGGUCUCAUACAUCCACAAGCAGUAAAGCCUUCAACCACAGAAGGACCUUUUAUUUUUUGAGUUGGUAUACUUAAGAUUUGUUGGGCAUAAAGAUGUCAAAUUAUCCAGCAUUGGAAAGGAAAAUGAAAGGAUUGGAGGAGAUUUUGAGAAAACAUAUAGUUUGUGGGCAAUAAUUGCUUCGUAGGAAAUUGAAAAUCAGUUUUCAGCAGGGUGAAUCAUUGUUAGGGGAGUAGUAUAAUUUGUUAACCUAGCUGCCUUUUUGUUUUGAUUUGAUUGUGUGUGGGUCGAGUUCUGAUUUUUGCCUUUAAGUAAUCAUUAAAUUCAUCUAAAUAUAUGAGAAUGCAAAAGGGUAUAAAGGUGUGAGUGUCUCUAAAAUUCUGAUGUAAUAUCACUGGACACAUCACAAAAUGGCACUGUAGUAUCCAACAACAUCAACACUCACCUGAAUCUGAGACCACAGCACAACUUUGAAAUGCCUGCAUAUAUUAUAAGGGUUUUUUUUUUUUGUGUUGCGCUAGUUACAGUUUUGCUGACGAGCUGCUCUGCCUCCCUCAUUGCCUUAUUGUUUGUUCCAAUAGACAAAAAUAAAUACAUAACGGAUGAGA
Oreochromis aureus is the source of this 3348-nucleotide messenger RNA. Its product is annotated as pancreatic secretory granule membrane major glycoprotein GP2-like. Lineage: Eukaryota; Metazoa; Chordata; Actinopteri; Cichliformes; Cichlidae. The record is from RefSeq and is a predicted model, not a curated record. The coding region runs from base 124 to 2292 and encodes 722 amino acids. The transcript is spliced from 15 exons.